AUGGAGGAACUACAGGCGCGGCAUCGGAAAGAGCAGCGGGAUCUGCAGAGUCGGAUCACGCAGAAGAAGAAGCAGGCGAGUAAGAAGACGAGGAAGGGCGUCAACGAUGAGUGUGAUAGGUUGGACGCCGAGUUGAGGGAGAAGCAGGCGCAGGAGGUUGCUGCGCUUGAGGGCGGGGAGGUCGAUGGGGAGGCGUUGCCGAUUGAGCAGAUGGACGACCGGACGCUGAAGGUGGACGAGGAGGUGGAGGAGAAUGGCACAGAGGAUGUGCCGGCAGCGACAGAGGAAGCAGAACAGAACGGUAGCACACAACCCGGCAAGAAACGCAAUCGCCAGAAAGACCGCCUUGCGCGACGGGCAGCAGAGCAAGAGGAAGCCGCUCGCCAAGCUGACGAGGAAGCCCAGAAUAUGCCAGAUCUUAAGGAGCAAGAGCGAAGCCGCAUGCUCGAAGCCAUGAAGUCUCACAAGCUGCAUGAGAAAGAGAUACGCGCAGAUGGCCACUGCCUCUAUUCAGCCGUAGCAGAUCAGCUCGAACAACUCGAUAUCCCGUUGGGCGCCGCACCAGACGAUUGGCCAGCCCUCGCAUACAAGACUGUGCGAGCAAAGGCAGCGGAUUACAUCAGUCAGCAUCAGGAUGACUUUGUCCCAUUCCUGGAAGAGCCGCUGCCGGAGUAUCUGCACAAGGUGCGAGAUACUGGCGAGUGGGGAGGGCAGCUCGAGCUUAUGGCACUGGCGAAGACGUAUGGCAUCGAUAUCAAUGUCUUGCAGGACUUUGGACGCGUCGAGAAGAUACAGAGUGGCAGCGAGACGACAGGCAAGGCCAUGUGGUUGGGCUACUACAAGCACGGCUUUGGCUUGGGAGAACAUUACAACAGCUUGAGGAAAGUGCCUUGA
Molecule: messenger RNA, 894 nt
Organism: Fulvia fulva
Lineage: Eukaryota; Fungi; Ascomycota; Dothideomycetes; Mycosphaerellales; Mycosphaerellaceae
Product: OTU domain-containing protein 2
Exons: 1
Coding region: 1-894 (297 amino acids)
Biological process (GO): protein deubiquitination
Molecular function (GO): cysteine-type deubiquitinase activity
Source: RefSeq, a predicted model, not a curated record